Molecule: messenger RNA, 1510 nt
Organism: Amphimedon queenslandica
Lineage: Eukaryota; Metazoa; Porifera; Demospongiae; Haplosclerida; Niphatidae
Product: protein 4.1-like
Exons: 14
Coding region: 360-1403 (347 amino acids)
Biological process (GO): actomyosin structure organization
Cellular component (GO): cytoskeleton
Molecular function (GO): cytoskeletal protein binding
Source: RefSeq, a predicted model, not a curated record
GACGGAUUGGAGUUUGGUGUAGGUGUGUCAAAUGUGAGAGCUUUUCUUGGCGUUUUCCUGGUCCUCGUCUCCAGUCCUUCCAUCCCUUUCCUUGCAGCUUUGACUGCUUCUCUCUUUCUCUUCUUCAUGUCCUCAAACUCCUGCAGAUCAGUCAUUUUAAAACUUAUACGAGACAGUUUCUGAGGAAGCAUGGCGCUCGGGUGCUAAGUAAUUUGUGCGUGGGAGUUAAAGAUCAGGGACCUGGAGAUGAAGCUAAUAUUACUGGACCCCGGGACAAUCUUUCGCAAGGCAAGGAGCGGAGGAGGAAGAGCCGAAGAGGUGCGAAGCAAGUGAAAGCCAAUAUUCUGUAGUGGGACAAGAUGUCAGAGAUCCUUCCUUGUCAAAUAGAAGGGCUGGACGGGUCCAUUGUUUCUGUUGAUGUCGCGAAAAGGGCAACGGGAGAGCAAUUAUUGAGAGAUGUCUUCUCUCAUAUUAGCCUGGAUGAGAAUGACUACUUUGGAUUGCAAUACUUUGACAAGAAAGAACAACUGAGAUGGCUCGAUCCUUUGAAGCCAAUCAGAAAACAAUUAAAAAAUGGUCCUUAUAACUUCCGCUUGCGUGUUCGUCUCUACCCCACAUCCCCAACAUACCUUUUUGAUGAAUCAACAAGAUAUUACAUAUCUUUACAAAUACGUGAGGACCUCCUCUCUAAGAAGCUGUUGUGUUCUGAGGAUACCAAAGCUUCUUUAUACAGUUACUUAGUUCAAGGUGAGUUUGGUGACUAUGACCCGAGUGAGCAUCAGCAUGGAUACCUUGAUGACUUUAAUAUGUUAGAAGAUGAGUCGCCUGAUUUUGUUGAUAAAGUCCACAUUCUUCAUGUCCAGAACAAGGGUAUGCUACCUUCCGAAUGUGACAAGAAGUUUCUUGAUCUCUCGUGUCGUCUUGAUCGAUACGGCAUGGACUUCCAUCAGAUUGUUGAUUUUUCAGGUGUGCGGCUAUGGGUGGGUGUGACAUGUACUGGUCUGACUGUUUAUUGUGGGCAGGAGCCAUUGCUAACUAAACUCAAUCAUUUCCCGUGGGUUAGAAUAAGUGGAGUGAACUUCAAAAACAAGCAACUCCUGUUAGAAAUGACUCCAUUACCGUCAUUCUCCCAUCAAGAGGUCAUUGGGUUUACGUGUGCUUCUCGCUCAGCUUGUAAGGAGCUUUGGAAAUCGUGCGUGUGUCACCACAGCUUCUUCAGGACAACUCGGACCGAGAGGAUGCCUCCUGCUAAGAUCGGUCUCUUUAGAAGAGGCUCUACAUUCAGAUACAGUGGUCGCACUCAAUUCAAGUUACUACAAGAUGGUACUACUGUUACCCGUAGGAGCAGUCGAAAAUUUGACAGAUUGUCUAGCCGAAAUAAGAUUGCCAGAAAAACUAUUUGAAGAUGCAAAAGACGAUUUCCUUUUUUUAAUAAUAAUGAUAAUAAUUUAUUUUCCUUUUAUUCUCCAUUUACAUGAUAUUUUAUUGUCAGUAAUUAAUUAUUAUAGUA